AUGGGUUCACCAGUGGACAAGGCAGAGCAUAUAGCCAAGAAGAUCAUUAGUCCCAAGUUGAAAAUUGACAUACCAUAUUGGGUUGCCAAUGAUGCAAGAACAUUGGUUUUAGCAGAGUUAAAGGGAACUUUUGAGAGUGCUUACACAAAAGCACCACAACUGGUCACAACUGCUACUUCUUUGAACCCAAACAGCAUACGACAUUUCAGUUGGACCAAAGAGGGUGAAGAUAACACAUUUGAGUCUGUCAUUUUAGCGUAUGAUGCACAGAUAAAAGGUUUUUUGAAUGGUUGUAGAAAGGUAAUUGGCUUAGAUGGAGCUCACCUAAAUGGUAAGCUAGGUGGUACAAUGCUUGCAGCCACUGGUAUAGAUGGUCAGAAUGGGGUAUAUCCAAUUUGUGUGAUGUUUACUACAAGUGAAACUGAAGAAAACUGGUUGCUGAUGUCGAAAGAAUUGAGGAAAAAGAUUCCAAAUAUGGAUGGACUUACCUUUAUUUCUGAUAGAAUGAAGGGCAUACUUGAAUCAGUUAAAAGGUUGUUUCCCUUGGCCAAUCAUAGAUACUGCCUAAGGCAUCUUUACUUGAAUUUCAUGACCAAGGGAUUCAGGAAUCCAAGACUAACAUACCUUCUUUGGAAGGCUUCCAAGGCAUACAAGUAUAAACAUUGGGAGAAGGCCAUGCAAGAAAUGGCAGGGAUAGAUCCCAAAGCAUACCAGUACUUGAUUGAUGCAGAGCCAAAGUCUUGGGCGAGAACAUGGUUUCCUCAUGAUGUUGCUUGUGAACACAUCUACUCCAACUUUUCAGAAAGUUUUAAUAACAUGUCCCUCAAGAUCAGAAACAAGCCUCUCACUCAGAUGGUUUAUAUGUACACACACUUGGUGAUGGUGUUGUUUUCAAAAAGAAGAAAGCUUGCUUCAACUUGGCAAAUGGGUGAUAUUGUUCCUGCUGGAAAGGAUCUCAUUGAGGUGAUGUCCAAUCUUAGAGACAGUGCUUGUCUACAUGCUGUAAAAGCCUUGUUCCUUUUGAAUCCUGAUUGGGCCCAGUACUGCAGUAAAUGCUACACUGUGGACUACUAUAGGACCACCUACUCAUGGUCAAUGACCCCAUUGGGAGACAUUGAUGAGUAUGAAAAUAAUACUGGUAUCAACAUUAUACAUCCACACAGAUUGAGAGAUAAGGGAAGACCUUGUGUCAAAAGAAAGAAGUCUUGGUAUGAGAAGAACAAGCCGCGCAAAAGAGUAGCAAAGUGCAGUGUUUGUAAAGGUCUUGAUCAUAACAUCCUUACCUGUCAAGGUCCUCCAGUUGGGUCUAACCCCAAGAAGAAAGGUGUUAGAAUGGAGUGUUCUGUUAAUGGGGAUGAGUUUUGUAUUACUGCUGCACCAACAAAGAAGAUGAGGAAGGCCUUGUCUGCACCAAAUACUGCAUCAACAUCUGCAUCAAAGAAAUCAGCUGAGGUACCACCAUUGUCAAAGGGAAAAGCAGCUGCUACUACACCAUCUACUUCUUCAGCUGGUUCCCAGAAAAAGGGUAAGACAACUACACCAUCCUCCUCCACUGCACCCAAAAGGAAGGUAACACAUCCAUCUACUUCUUCUACACCUUCAUCUGCCUGUUUUAACCAGACUUAUCAUGGUACUUUUAAUAUUUCUAGACAAACAAUUAACAUUUUUGAACCACCAUCAAAAAGGGUUAGAAAUCCUAACUCUAAAUAUCAGUAA
This is a messenger RNA of Papaver somniferum (opium poppy), 1716 nucleotides long. RefSeq lists its product as uncharacterized. The transcript is spliced from 7 exons. The record is from RefSeq and is a predicted model, not a curated record. NCBI's taxonomy places the organism in Eukaryota, Viridiplantae, Streptophyta, Magnoliopsida, Ranunculales, Papaveraceae. Bases 1 to 1716 code for a protein of 571 amino acids.